GCAAAUGCUUUAUCUACACUCUAAAUUUUUUGGAGUGAAAUAUGUCACUCUUUGCUGGAGUGAAUAGCAUAUCACUCCAAAUAGAGUGAUUUUUCACUCUUACGGAGUGAAUGAGUUCACUCUUUGCAAUGGAGUGAACAAACUCACUCCUACUGUAAGAGUGAUUUAAAUGGCCUAUCAACAUUCACUCCUAAAGAGUGACAUUUCAGUCUAAUAAGAGUGACUGAUUAUGCGGAAGAACCAGCGACAGGGGGCGCGGCGCUUCGCAGUCUGUUUUUAUUCUUCAUCGCCACGUAACAUCGGCAUCGAUUUGUAUUUGUGUUGUGUAUGUGGAAUUAUAUUUGAGAUAAACGAACGUUUCUCUUGUAUCUCUCUAUAUAGCUUCUGUACUCUAAUAGCGCUCUGUACGAACCAUCAAUACGAAGUUUCUAUCGUAUAUGAAGCAGUUGUACAUCAUUCGUUAUAACUAUGUAUAGAAGUAUGAAUUUUCCAGAGAAAUACAAUUUGCCAGCGGAAACUUUAAAUAAUCCUGCUAAAUUAGCAGAAUAUUUAUGCAUGCAAGGGAUACAAAAAGAGGUGACAGAAAUAUUAGAGCGUAAGUGUUAAGUUAUAAAUAAAAUUGUCUUGUUAAUAAAAUUAAAAAUUAAAUUUUAAUCCCUCUAAAAUACAAUGGAUAAACUUAUAUGUUUUAAAUGUAAGAAAGCGUUUCAUGGAAUUAAAAAUUUUUCAACUCAUUUUCGCCGGAAUCAUGCGUUACUAUUAACUAAAUAUAAAGCAUCGGGAUUUUUUUGUAAACAAGAUAAUUGCACCAGACAUUUUCUGAGAUACAAUUCCUUUAUACGACAUAUAAAAAAAAUGCCAUAUUGUAAAUCCGAUUUGUUCUCCAUUGUCUGUUUCUAAUGAAACCAUAAACCAGACUGAAAAUGAAUUUUCCAUGGAAGUGGAAGUGGCUCCAGAUAUUGGAAUUCGUGAUGAAUGUAUAGAUUUAUCAGGAAUCAAAAAUAACGUUGAAAAUUUAAAAUUAAAACACGACAUAUCUUCCUGUGCAGCUAAAAUGAUAUCUACUUUAAGAACUUCUUCUUCCAUUACUGGUGCAGCUUUAAAAGAAGUUAUGACAGCAAUUAAAAUUUUUGUUUCUAAUAUUUUCGAUUUUGUACAAGACGAAGUAACAGAUUUUUGUACAUCCCAAGAUAUUGACGUAAAAAGUUCUGCAGUUGAAACGUUGUUAAAUAAAUUCAAAUGUAAUUAUUUAUUUAAAAAUAUGGAUACCUUGCCAGGUCAGAUUGAAGUAUUAAAAAAGAAUUACAAGUAUAUCCAACCACGUGAAAUACCGUUAGGAUAUAGAAUAGAUCAGCGAUUUAAUAGAUGUAAACAAGAGUGGGAACAAAAACAAGUUUAUGAAACUAUGCAAUAUGUAUCAAUAAUCGAAACGUUGCAAUUAAUUAUGUCUCAUAAUGAUGUACGUGAAUAUAUUAAUUCAGAGACAAUUUAUGAUCAUGACUGGUUAAUUAAUUUUAGAGAUGGCCAAAGUUUUCAAACGCAUGAAUAUUUUCGUAAAUACCCUAACGCGCUUAGAAUUCAAUUAUAUUAUGAUGAUAUUGUCAUUAAUAAUCCUCUUGGUUCAAGAGUUCAACCACACAAAAUAGGAGCAUUUUAUUUUGUUGUACAAAAUUUACCACAAUACUUUAAUUCAUCAUUAGGUGCAAUACACGUACUUGCCUUAUGUCAUACUGCUGAUAUUGACAAGUACGGUAUGGCAGCAGUUUUAAGACCAUUUUUGCAAGAUAUGAAAGUUCUGGAAAGUGAUAAUGGCGUUGUCACAAUGUUUAACGGAGUAGAGUGGACCCUUCGAGCUACUCUUGCUGCUGUAUGCGCUGAUGGACUAGCAGCGCACCAAUUAUUUGGACUUCUUAAUCCAGCAGCUCUACAUUUCUGCAGAUUGUGCAUGAUAAACCGCAAUGAUUUUAAAAAUAAUACAAACCUGCCUGCAGCAGCUCGCACAAAAGAAUUGCACAAUAAUCAAGUACAAAAUAUAAUGGAAAAAAUAAAUUUAAAAGAUGUAGAAAAUGCGAUGAAACAAUCCGGAGUUAAAGAAAAUAGUGCCCUACAUUUGUUGCGUUACUUCCACUUUACACAAAAUUUUGUAUUUGAUCCUAUGCACGAUAUUUUUGAAGACAUAGCUCCAAUGGAAUUGAAACUGGUUUUAAAUCAUUUCAUUACACAUGAUGAAUAUAAUUUGAAACUGGACACAUUUAACAAUAGAAUUCAUCUAUUUAAGUAUGGUUUUCCAGAACAAAAAAAUAAACCAUCUGCAAAUUUUUCAAUAGCAUCUCUAAGUAAUUUGAAAGACCAUAAAAUCUCGCAAACAGCCGUUCAAACAUGGUGUUUGAUGAGGGUAUUUCCAUUCAUUGUGUCCGAUAAAGUGCCAGAAGAUGAUGAAUAUUUGAGACUAAUAAUACUAAAUAGAAUUAUAGAAAUAGUAUUUUCCCCUAAAUUAAAGUUAUCAAUAUUGCCAUAUUUAUCUGAAUUGAUUAUCGAACAUGACAAUCUAUUUAGAAAAUUGUUUCCAGAUGUUAACCCAAUUAAUAAGCACCAUCAUCUAAGUCACUAUUGCGAUUGCAUUCGUAAUUCAGGGCCUCUACGUUGGUUACACUGUCUUCGUUUUGAAGCAAAACAUCGGUUAUUAAAAAAAUAUGGUGCAAUAUGUUGCAAUUAUAAAAAUAUUACUAAAACAAUGAUUAACAUAUGUCAAAUUUUGCAAUGUGCAACUUGGGGAACUGAUAAAAGCUUGUUGAAGAGUAAUAAGUUUGAAUAUUUGAAACGCGAAUAUGUGAAAGUUGCUCAUGCUCUUAGUAGAAUUGAACUUAAUAAACUCGAAUUAGAAAAUGAUAACUACAUUUUUAAAUUAAACAGAAUUAUAGUACAUGAAAUUGAAUAUCGUAAUGGAUUUGUUGCCAUUGAUAGCGGUGUUGAAACAGACAAUGGAGAUAUUUUAUUUGGUCGAAUUAAGGAAAUAAUACUGAAUAAUGAUAAAGUUUACUUGUGGUGUGAAAUAUGGCAAACAUUAUGGUUGCAAGAAUCUUUAAAUGCUUAUUGUGUUUGUGAAAGUUCUGUAGAUUAUAAAUUGAUCAAUACUGACGAUCUGCCAGAUUCGAAACCAUUUUCUUUGUGGUUAGAUUAUAAAACAAAUUUUUGUUACAUAGUUCUCCGUCAUAUGAUUUUAUAA
Monomorium pharaonis (pharaoh ant) is the source of this 3226-nucleotide messenger RNA. RefSeq lists its product as uncharacterized. The transcript has 2 exons. NCBI's taxonomy places the organism in Eukaryota, Metazoa, Arthropoda, Insecta, Hymenoptera, Formicidae. The record is from RefSeq and is a predicted model, not a curated record. The coding region runs from base 935 to 3226 and encodes 763 amino acids.